Molecule: messenger RNA, 435 nt
Organism: Phaeodactylum tricornutum CCAP 1055/1
Lineage: Eukaryota; Bacillariophyta; Bacillariophyceae; Surirellales; Neidiaceae
Exons: 1
Coding region: 1-435 (144 amino acids)
Source: RefSeq, a predicted model, not a curated record
AUGGCGUUCGGUGGUGCGACGCCUGCUCACGUCACGAUAAGGUUCGUCCCCCCCCCCCCGAACAAGACCGCAUGGGCGACCCAGUGCCAGUACAGUACCUUCGGUGGACCGAUUCGAAUCGUAGACCGGUACCGGUACGGCGUGUUGUGUCGUCGUGGCUGCUGCCGUGGACAGGAUCGGAAUCCUACCCGGAACAAGAGUCGUGCCGUUGGUGCCGCCGCCGCGUACGAUUCACACACGGGGACGAGUGUGGUGUGGUGGUACGUUCGACACGGCGGGCGGGUACACGAACGAUUCCGUCUCCGUCCUUCCGGCGGCAAGUCUUCCACUGUCCCAUCCCACCCUAUUCCGAACGGUAGUUCCUAUUCCGUUGGACCCCUCUGUGCCAACAAUAACGCUGAACUAGAUCACCUUUACGGGAUCAUCAACCUGUAA